This is a messenger RNA of Orbicella faveolata, 1283 nucleotides long. RefSeq lists its product as uncharacterized. The record is from RefSeq and is a predicted model, not a curated record. Lineage: Eukaryota; Metazoa; Cnidaria; Anthozoa; Scleractinia; Merulinidae.
CGUUUGGAAACCCUGACCCAUGAUACAUUGCGCCAACUCGUGUGCAAAUUUCCUCUUUGGGAAGGUUUCAAGAUGACGGUGCGAUUUCUUCCGCUUUGGGUUGCAGUUUGGCUCGGUAUUACGAGUACCACAUGCACGAUCGAUUCUUUGUUUGUGCUUUUGCGACCUCAUACACUACCUGGCGGAAAAUGGAACUACGUUUUCCAACCUUACAACCUUUACAUAGAAGUUGACCCAAUAUACAAAGAUCCUAAUGAUGCAUUUGGCAUUGGACAAACAUGGAUGAACCUGGUGGAGAUCUGCCUGAAUAUCAUCACUAUAUUAAUGCAUACCAGAAGCAAAGCUGGUCUGGCAGUGCUGCUUGCCUUCAUGGUCUCUACCAUGACAUUAGCUAAGACAGUGUUAUAUUUCCUUAUCUGCUCUCCUUUGUGUGGUGGACCACACUUUGUGAACUACAUUGAUUUGAAGAAACUGAUUUUUGCAUUCAUUAUUCCAAACGGUAUCUGGAUAGUUGUUCCCUUCCUCUGUGUGAUGGCCACAGGAAAAAUAAUUUUAGAUUGCAUGGAGAAUGGUGAACCAAAAGCAAAGAAACUGAAAUCUCAUUAGUGUUUUGUAAGAGUAAUGCACUUUUAAAGUUCUCUAUAACAAAUAAUUUGGCAUACAGGCUAUAUGCAUUUAAUUAAAGAUGUCCUACACAAUAAUUUUUCUGAGACAGCCCAUAAAUCUUGUUAUUCUUUUUGUACCACAGAACUGACAGGAGCAACAGCCUCACUGUUAAUGGGUGUACUUCUGCAAAACAUCCAUACCCUGAUUAAUCAAAGGGCUCUAUGAGCCAACUCAUUCAUGCUCUUUGCCAUGAAAUGAUUUAAGUGUUUAUUGAGCAUUACAAUGUUUAUUAAUGUUGGUGGCACAUCAAUAAGCGUCAAGCUUCUUCCUGACAUGUAUCUUAGCUAUCAGCAGGCUUACAAUUGACUGGAUGAUUGGGGAAUGAAUCAUGUGCUGUACAAUAGAUUUGGACAAUAUAGCAUUGUUCUGUGUGUUGUUGUCAAGCAUUUGUGUUCAUUGUUUAGCAAAUGUUGUGUCGUCUAUAAGAAGUGAAAGCUUUAUAUUCACUGUUUGCUUGUUACAGCUUAUGUAUGGUAUUUUAUUCAAAGAAAAUGCGAGUGAUCUAGUGCACAUUUGUCAGUAAACCUUGAGAAAGCUUGCGAAACUUUUAUACAUAUGUCUUGUUACAAAAAAUACAGGACAAAAUUAAAGAUGAAUAUUCUAUAUCAUAUGCCUUA